Molecule: messenger RNA, 666 nt
Organism: Lactuca virosa
Lineage: Eukaryota; Viridiplantae; Streptophyta; Magnoliopsida; Asterales; Asteraceae
Source: the annotation of a GenBank genome assembly
CAAUUACUCUACUAUAAAUAUAAACACAACAUAUUAUCUCAACGUGUUCAUGUCACCAUUGCUCGUCGAAAUUUUGAGAAGAUGGAGCCCGUCGAAUCAGCAGCCAACCUCCGUUCACAAUACCUUGAAGUUCUUCUUAGUCGCGGUUGUCGUCCAAUUCCACUUCUGACACUACCUGCAAAGCCCGUGGAGCAUCCCUUAUUUCAGACAAAUCCUACUGAAUUGGUGGACUUUAAGGCAAUGAGAUCCUACCGGAAACCAAUGAGCCGGUCUACCUCCGAGGAACUGCUAAAUGAAGAAAACUUUUACUUAACCACUGAGGCAAUGAAAUCCUACCGGAAACCAAUGAUGUCUACCUCCGAGGAACUGCUAAAUGAAGAACACUUUUACUUAACCACUGAGGAAUCAGAGCAAGGGCUACUGCCUGUCCUCAUUUUGAGCAUGAAAGAAAGCACACAAUCGAAAAGACCAGCUGUUGUUUUUCUACAUCCUUCAAAUGCAAACAAAGGGAUUAUGCUUCACGUGGAUAUAUUGCAAUUGCCAUUGAUUCUCGUUACCAUGGAGAACGUGCCAAAACCCCCACCGCCUAUCAAGAUGCUCUUGUUUCAUCAUGGAAAAAUGGUGAUACAAUGCCAUUUAUAUAUGACACGGUGUGGGACCUUAUAA